AUGUAUGUUCAUAUGCAUAAAGAAGGUAUUUUUCCGAAUAAUUACACGUACCCUUUUGUUCUAAAGUCUUUAUCUGACCUUAAGGAGCUGAAGUUAGGCAAAUCUGUACAUACCCAUGUUGUGAAAUGGGGUUAUGUUUGUGAUAUUUAUGUGCAGAAUUCGUUGUUGAAUUUGUAUGCUUCUUGUGGUGAAAUUGAGUUUUGUCAGCAAGUGUUCGAUGAAAUGCCUCAAAGAGAUGUUGUUUCGUGGACGGUUUUGAUUAUGGGGUAUAGAGAUUGUGGGAAGUUUGAUGAUGCACUUGUUGUGUUUGAGAAAAUGAGGGAUUCGGGUGUGGCGCCCAAUCGGGUGACGAUGGUGAAUGCAUUGUCUGCUUGUGCUAAUUGUGGUGCUUUAGAUAUGGGGGUAUUGAUACAUGAUGAAAUAAGGAGGAGUGGAUGGGAAAUGGAUGUGAUUUUGGGUACUUCUUUGAUAGAUAUGUAUGGGAAGUGUGGGAAAAUCGAACACGGUUUUUGGGUAUUUCAAGAGAUGAAGCAUAGGAAUGUGUAUACUUGGAAUGCUGUGAUCAGGGGGUUGGCGUUGGCUAAAAGCGGGGAGGAGGCAGUGCGAUGGUUCUUCAUUAUGGAGCGCGAAAAUGUCAAACCUGAUGAAGUGACUUUAGUAGCCGUGCUUUGUGCUUGUGCGUACUCCGGAAUGGCUGAACAGGGCAGAGAAAUCUUUUCUUGGUUAAUGAAUGAGAAGUAUGGAUUUCCACCUGGUGUGAAACACUACGCGUGUAUGGUUGAUCUAUUAGCACGUUCAAGGCAUUUAGAAGACGCGUUAAGGAUGAUCACAGAAAUGCCAAUGGAACCGACAAAGAGCGUUUGGGGGGCAUUGCUUGCUGGCUGUAGGUUACAUGGAAAUCAAGAAUUGAGUGAGUUUGCUGCAUGGAAGCUUAUAGGAUUGGCACCAAGAAACUCGGCCUACUACGUCGUGUUGGCUAAUUUAUACGGUGAAAUGGGAAGGUGGAAUGACGCGGAGAAAAUUCGAGCAUUGAUGAAAGAGAGGGGAUUAUCAAAGGACUUUGGUAGUAGUUCAGUUGAACUUGAGGAUCAAAAGGAUCUACUAGAGUUGUUAAGGUGA
Solanum tuberosum (potato) is the source of this 1119-nucleotide messenger RNA. RefSeq names its product pentatricopeptide repeat-containing protein At1g50270-like. Lineage: Eukaryota; Viridiplantae; Streptophyta; Magnoliopsida; Solanales; Solanaceae. Gene Ontology annotation, molecular function: protein binding; RNA binding. Gene Ontology annotation, biological process: RNA modification. The record is from RefSeq and is a predicted model, not a curated record. The transcript has a single exon. Bases 1 to 1119 code for a protein of 372 amino acids.